Messenger RNA from Paramisgurnus dabryanus, 2060 nucleotides. The record is from RefSeq and is a predicted model, not a curated record. NCBI's taxonomy places the organism in Eukaryota, Metazoa, Chordata, Actinopteri, Cypriniformes, Cobitidae.
GUGCAGUUUGGGAUUUUGGAGAGGAGGAGCGCGCACUUUUUCCUCAUUUCACUACUACGUUACCUCGCUGUCACGUUCACGCUUACAUCACGUCGUCGCAACAUCUGGCCGCCGUAUCCAAACUAUACAAUACCUGGCACUUUUGGCUGCUCUACCGCGAUUAUCUUGCCAUUGGUUUUCUGUGUGACCACCAACCAUGUUGAUCAUUUUAGCCCUUAUCAUCCUCUUCCAUGUCACUUCAGUGAUAUUACUCUUCACAGCAACCAUCAGAAAUGCAUGGUGGGUUUCGAGUACAUUCUCCAUGGAUCUCUGGUACAACUGCAACACUACAGACUGUCAUGAUAUACCAAACAGUGCAAAUUAUGAAGGAGCUUAUCUUCAGGCUGUGCAGGCCACCAUGAUUCUGUCCACUAUCUUGUGCUGUCUGGGCCUCUUCGUCUUUAUUCUUCAGCUCUUCCGUCUGAAGCAGGGCGAGAGAUUUGUCUUCACAGCAAUCGUUCAGCUCAUGUCCUCGCUCUGUGUGAUGACCGCCGCAUCCAUCUACACAGCAGAGCACUUGACCCACAAGAGCGAGGAGUCUAAGGCAGGGGAAUAUGGGUACUGCUUUGUCUUGGCCUGGGUGGCAUUCCCUAUGACGCUGCUCAACGGCUUGAUGUAUCUAGUGUUAAGAAAACGCAAAUAAAGCACAACAACACUCCACCUUACUAGCUGCCACCGGCUAAAGCCUUAGCGAAGAGACUUUAUUUGUAAUGAUUCUUGUUUUUUUAUUAUGUAGAUUAAAUUCAUGCCAAAGUUAAAAUGAAGAAUAGAUAAACAUUUAAUCAUUGCAUACUGGAAACAUAAUUAGAUUUUCUUCAUGGUAGGUUAAGUAGUCUUUUAACCUUGUGUGUAAUUUUGUUCUGCUAGCCCCUCUGGCAAAAAAUAGGCUGUGAUUUAGAAGGGUAAAAUAGGGUGCAGAGGAAAGAAGAUAAAUGUGGCAGGUAUCUGUAAUGAGUAAUAUUUAUAACAUGAAACCACUAAAGGCUGGACAACCCACCUGUCCUUAAGGCCUGCAAGUUUUCAUAAAAAAACACAUUGGCCUUAAUACUAUGGCCUGUUUUGCACUGCACACGCAAGCGGCACGUAUUCAUUUCGCUGACCACAUUAACAGAUUACAGCAGCAUGGUGGUGCGGAGUAAGUUGAACUUCAAAAUAUGUUGAAAAAUGUAUCAAUGUUUUUAUAAUGUAGGCUUUUGUGACAGUGCUUUACUUGCAUUGACUUACAUUACAUGCUGCUAAAGCCAUCGGUGUGAAUCAGGCCUUAGUGUGUGUGUUUGUGUGUAGUAAAAAUGUUUCCUGGUCAUUACAGCCUGACUGUACAUGGAAAAUGAAUUAAUAACAACAACAACAACAACAUAUGACAUUAUAUUGUGCUGCCAAUUUGCUGAGCACUAUAUCAUACUUGAAGCUGAACAAAUUGUCAAUAUUAGUGGCACAAUGUGUUCUUGUGUAUAGCUAUUUUGUAAAAUAGUCUUUUAGUGUUGACUAGUUAUAUAUUGCAUGUUUUUAUUUGCAACAUUUAGUUUGAAAUCAAUAUUAACGCAAGUACAAAUUUUAAUUCCUUUAGCAUCAUAGUAACUAAGCAUAAUUGGGCAUAUAAGAAGUCAUGAUAAUAAGAUUUUAAGAUGGUGUUGAUGAAGGACACCAAUAGUUACAGUUUUCCCAGUCUGUUAUAAUCUUUUCAUUAUCAUAUCCUUUAUGGAAAAAGCAAUUAUCUAAAACUAAAUGCGCAAAAGUAAAAUUAAGCUGUAUUUAUUAAGACUAACUGCAUUGUCGCUGUUAAUAUUUGUUGUUAUGAAGUAUUAUUUCAACAGGCCUAAAUGUCUUUCUUUCGCUUGAGAUGGUUUAAAUGAACAUUAGUGAAGGUUUUAAUCAUUGGAAUGAAACUACAAAUGGCAGCUUUUUUCUUUUUUUUAAAUGUUUGCUAACUUGUUCAGGUCUGUUUUGUUUCUGAAGACUGACCCCACCAAGGUCUCAAUACUUCUUUUUUAAUCAAAUAAAUGUAUUUUACAUUAAAGAAA